CCCUCUUUUUCUUCAACCCUUCGCCCUUUUAUACACAUUACAUCUUUCCCUCUCUGUCUCUCUCUCGCUCGCUCGCUGAUCUCCGGGAUUUGAAGGAGCUUUAUCGUCGAUCAUGUCAGAGGACAAGGGACAGCCAUUGCCCAAAUUUGGUGAGUGGGAUGUGAACAAUCCUGCAUCAGCUGAAGGAUUCACUGUUAUUUUUAACAAAGCUCGGGAUGAGAGGAAGGGAAAUGCUAAUCCAGGUGCAGUGCCAGCGCCACCAAGGAACAAUAUAGGAGGCUACAAACUUGAAGACGACAAUGAUCUCCCAAGGAAGAAUAGUAAAUGGUUUUGCUGUGCUUAAGACAUGGAUGUAUGGCCUUGAAAGAUUUGGUGAUUCUGUAUCCACAGGGUUUAAUGGGAUUAUAAAAGAUGUUACUGUAUUAAAGCUGUCCAAGUUGUGCUUUACCCAUAUCCCAUGAUGUGUUAUAUAAAUUAUGUAGAGAAAUGAUGAGAUGAAUGGAAGUUUUCUUUCUUCUUC
Dendrobium catenatum is the source of this 520-nucleotide messenger RNA. Its product is annotated as protein NOI4. Bases 113 to 343 code for a protein of 76 amino acids. NCBI's taxonomy places the organism in Eukaryota, Viridiplantae, Streptophyta, Magnoliopsida, Asparagales, Orchidaceae. The record is from RefSeq and is a predicted model, not a curated record. The transcript is spliced from 3 exons.